Molecule: messenger RNA, 2109 nt
Organism: Acanthocheilonema viteae
Lineage: Eukaryota; Metazoa; Nematoda; Chromadorea; Rhabditida; Onchocercidae
Source: the annotation of a GenBank genome assembly
AUGGGAAUUUGCAAGAAUGGACCGAAAUCGAUGAUACCUGUGUGCGAUAAUAUGAAUCAAACUCAUCGCAGUCCUUGUUCGCUUGCUUUAUUUAAUUGCAAACGAAUGAGUUUGCAUGAUAGUCAUUCUAGAAUUUUGGUACACGUCGGGCCAUGCAAUAUAAACUCACCUGUCUUCACCUUUGAAGAGGAAGAUGAAGCUAAUGCUUCUUUUUUGUACGCUUUGACGGCAUGCAAUCAAUCAUCGAUCACUAUAUCCGUUGACGAACAAAGUGAAAGGCCUAUAAUCGAUAAGCAAAUUGCAUGUGCAAAGCUUGGAAGUUGUAAUGGGACGAGACAGGCUGUAUGCGACAGCAAUGGCCAUUGGCAUCGAAAUCAGUGUGCUUUUUUACGGGCACAGUGCAUCGCUAUGCAAAGUGGACAACGGCUCUCUUUGGCUGAUGAAAAAUGGUGUUCUACCAAUAGUGAAAAAAAAGAAGUCAAGAAAGGUCAAAAUUCAAAAAGUCACUCUCAACGAGCAUCACGUCGCUGUUAUCGCCAAUGUGCGGAAAAUCUUGCAUAUCAACCGAUAUGUGCGACAACUUUUGUGACUUAUCCGAAUAGAUGUCUAUUUUUAAAUGCAAAAUGUCGAGAUAAAAAUUUAGGGCAGCUUUAUUAUGGUGAAUGUCGAGACUGUAUGGCUUCAAACUGCAAUGAGACAGUGGGAGAGACGGAAUCGGAUUCUAAUUUUGUGUGCGAUCAAGCUGGACGUACGAAGAAAAAAUGUGAAUUCGAAAUGUUGCGAUGCAUUUAUGAACGAAAGUUUGGCUACAAUAUUACCGCCGCAUAUAUGGGACGUUGCUGUCCAACCGAAGAUACAUGCGAGCAACCUUUUGACGAGAAGGGACAGUUGAAGUUACAGAAGGCAGUUUGCGAUUCGCGCAACAUCACUCACUCAAGUCGCUGUCACUUCGAGGUGCAUAAAUGUCGAGAAGAGAAAAUUACACAUCGCAGCAUAACUUUGCUGAAUGAGGAUGGUGGCUGUUCUGCGACAUUCAUCCCAAACGACAAAAAGUUACUUGAAGAUGUAAAUGAAACAAUGAAAUGUAAUGAUGGCAUUGAGUGUGACACAAAUUAUGAACCUAUUUGUGGAACGGAUGGAAUUACGUAUGUCAAUCGAUGUCGUUUGAUUAGAGCACGAUGUCUUAACAAAACAUUGUUGAUGGCAUAUAACGGCGAAUGUUGUACGAAUCGGUGCGAACAACAUUGGGCUCCUGUAUGCGAUAAUCAAAAUAUUACCCAUUUAAAUUUAUGUAUGUUCAGCAUACAAAACUGCACUGCUGUGCGACGUGAUGGUCAAUCAUUAAGCAUCGUCCGCUAUACAGCAUGUCCCGAUGAUGCGUGCAGGAUGCAAUGCAAGCGAAAUGAUUACCAACCUGUUUGCGCUUCAAAUGGCAUAACAUAUCAAAACGAAUGUGAAUUAAACGGUGCAAUUUGUGGGCUUAACAAAGAACGCAAUCGAUGGGAUUCGAUGAGAAGCGAAGAAGCGAAAUUAGAACUUGACUACAGAGGAGAAUGCUGUGAGGAAAUGACUAGAAAAUGCAAUGAUAGCGAUAAUUUAUCACCAGUUUGUGAUAGCGAGGGUUACACACAUAAUAAUAUUUGCGAAUAUGAACGAAUGGCGUGCCUUUCACGGAAACGUUUCCGGACAAAUCUAACAAUUCGAUAUUGGGGUGAAUGUUGUGUGGAUAACUGUCAACAUGAACAAUCCGGAAUGACACUUUGUGAUGACACACAAACAACUCAUCAUAGUUGGUGCAAGUUUAGAUUGGCACAGUGUGAAUCACAUCGUCGCAACAAUCGCACACUUCAAAUGGCAUAUAUGGGAGAAUGUUGUGCGGUAUCAUCUGCUGAUAAUUGCACUGAUAGUGGGCCUAUUUGUGAUACUGAUGGUACAACUCAUCCUAAUUUGUGUAUUUUUCGGCAUAGACAAUGCAUAAUGAAUCGAACGCAGCAGAAAUUAAUUAAAAUAGCUUAUUAUGGUAGGAGUAAUGUGACACUAUCACUCUCUAAAUGUCAUCGAAAUAUAGAAUCAGAAUUUUCGAGUACUGUGAUGACGCAUCGAUUGUAA